Messenger RNA from Aphanomyces astaci, 1529 nucleotides. RefSeq lists its product as hypothetical. Gene Ontology annotation, cellular component: nucleus. Gene Ontology annotation, molecular function: DNA binding; nucleosome binding; histone binding. The transcript is spliced from 2 exons. The record is from RefSeq and is a predicted model, not a curated record. NCBI's taxonomy places the organism in Eukaryota, Oomycota, Saprolegniomycetes, Saprolegniales, Verrucalvaceae. Bases 41 to 1396 code for a protein of 451 amino acids.
AAACUUGCCGCAGUUGGGUCUUCAGUGGUGGUGAGACUCGAUGUCGUUAACGGAUGAGAUCAAGUUGGCGAGCCAGCUGACGGCGACGACGUCCGAGAUCCCGUUUGACUUGUCCGAUGCCAUCGAGAAGCGCGAUCCGACGUCACUGAGCGAUGCCAUCUCGGCUAACUACGUGAAUGACGAGACGGACGACGAGCACCAAUGGGGCCAGACCAUUCUGUUCCUCGAGGAAGCGUUGGCGAUUGCCAAGCACAAGCACGAAGCCGCGGCGCGAUCCAAGGGAGCCGACAUCAGCAACUCGGCUUUGGUCACGCUGAACAAGGUGCCGUCGAUUGUGCCCAAAGGCAAGGCCCUCGACAUCGUGUUUGGCGAAGCCGACCUGGUGAUCCAAGGCAAGGAUUUCAACAUUUCAACGCCGUACACCAACAUUGACGUCGUGCUCAAGCUACCUCAAUACGAAGCGGUGGCCAAGCUCACAGUGCACACGUACCAGUUUGUGCUGCGCCUGAAAACCCCGCUAACUCAUCGCAAGAACCGCUUGUCGUACUUGUCGUUUGUGAUCGGCAGUUUUGCCCAACAGAGCGACGCGAACGUGGUUUUCCACGGCGACGAGGCCAAAGAGGACUUUGCCGACAAGAAGCUCCACCAGGUGGCCGAGAUGCUGCUGCAGUCGCUCACGUCCACGACGGUGAUCAAAACGUAUCCGGAACUCGGCGGCAAGCGGUACGUGAGCACGACGGGCGCGCCGUUCGUCAAGUGUUACCGGCGCACCACACCCGGCAUCCUCUUCUUCCUCCCCCAGGGGCUGUGCUUUGUGAACCCGCCCGUGUUUCUCAGCCGGCAAGAGAUCGACUCGAUCUCGUGGAGCCGCGAGACGUCGGAAGCUCUGCGGACGUUCGACGUGACUGUGGAAAUGGUCGACGGCCAACGGUACGAGUUUUCGAUGCUCGAAAAGGAAGAAAUCCCAAGCAUCACUGAGUUUGUGGGAUUUUUCAAAACGUUGCGCGACGAAGACGAUGGGAUUGCACCUGAAGACAAUGACGAUGACGAUGACGAGGUUGCCCCUAAAGAGGAAGAAGAAGAAGAAACGAAAGAUGACGACAGCGAGGACGAAAACGGUGACGAAAACGAACCACCGAAAAAAAAGGCCAAAACUGGUGCGACAAAGGGCAAAUUGAGCAUAAAGUCCAAAAAGCAGCCUGCCAAAGCGAAACCGGUUCAAGUUGACGAUGACGACGAAGAUGCUGACUCGAAUUACGAGCAAGAUGACGACGACGACGGGGAAAGCGAAGAAGAUGAGUGGGCAGGGAGCGAAAGCUGCAGCGACCAAGCGAUGGACAGCGACGACGACGACGGUGGCAACAACGAUGCCGGAAGCGACGACGACUCGGAUUAAAACGGAAUGACAAAGUACAUGUAAAUGUGGUGCUCGACGGACGAUGCAAAAUGGUAGGGCAAUCUCGUGACGUGGCGCGAUGCUGUGCCUGGCCGAGUGCUAUCUAUGGGUUUAGUUGUGACUUGCAAUUGAC